Molecule: messenger RNA, 562 nt
Organism: Telopea speciosissima
Lineage: Eukaryota; Viridiplantae; Streptophyta; Magnoliopsida; Proteales; Proteaceae
Product: putative yippee-like protein Os10g0369500
Exons: 4
Coding region: 178-513 (111 amino acids)
Source: RefSeq, a predicted model, not a curated record
UUCAGUUCGCAAAUAAUCCCUAUCUUGUUCUGAUUGAUCUUUCUUGCAUUUGGUACAAAUUCUCCACAGUUCUUUGGUAAGAAUUUAGAGACAACAAGAGUUUGAUGUAGCAUUCUAAUCUCUUACAGAGUUAAUAGCGAGUAUACAUUUAGGAUUAGAAGCUCUACGAUAGUCGUAAUGGGGUUCCUUUUUCUGGAGUCUUUGCCUGGUCCGAAGAUCUUCAAAUGCAAAUGCUGCAAGGUGGAUUCCGCGUCUCAUGAUGAUAUUGUCUCUAAGGAUUUUCAGGGACGUUUUGGAAGUGCUUACCUUUUCAAGACUGUGGUAAAUAUUUCUCUUGGGCCUAAUGAAGAACGGCGACUCUUGAGCGGAUUACAUACAGUGAAUGAUAUUUACUGUAGCUCCUGCCAACAAAUAUUGGGUUGGAGAUAUGAGAAGGCUUUUGAAGAGAGCCAAAAAUAUAAGGAAAGGAAAUACGUUCUUGAGAAAGAAAGGAUGUUGAAGGAGGGUUGGUAAUUCUUACAGAAAUUUUACUUGUUAGGAAUCUAACAGGAGUUGAAGUGGA